AUGUCCAAGAGAAGCCCAAAAGAAUUACAAGGUGAUACUCAACGUGCUGUACAAAUCCUUCAAUUGUUCACAGAUCCAAGCAAAGGCCGAGAUGUGAAAAUGCUGAUUCCUCCAAGCAUCCUCCGGGAUGCGCAUGGUAUUGUUUUCAUUCGUCUCUACAGAAUUGGUUUCAUGCUGUCUGCAAAAAGCGGAACAGGCAUUAUUAUUGCAAGAUUGCCUGAUGGCAGUUGGUCUGCCCCAUCUGGUGUUUCCAUGUCCUCGGUGGGCUUUGGUCAUCAAGCUGGAGGAGAGAUGAUUGAUUCCAUCAUUGUGAUGAAUUACAGAGCAGCUGUGAAAGCAUUCUUUGAUGGUGGAGGACAACUACAAUUGGGUGUGGGUGCAUCAUUAGCUGCUGGCCCGUUUGGAAGAGCAGCUGAUGUGUCCGCCUCUGCUUCGAAUACAACUCAUGUUGCUGCUACUUACGCCUACAGUUCUUCCAAAGGUUUGUACCUUGGAUAUUCAUUUGAGGGUUCCAAAAUUUCCGAGAGAGUCAAUACAAAUCAGGCAUACUACGGCAGGCCCAUUACAGCUCGAGAAAUUCUGACAGGCGUUGUCCCACCAACUCAAGAUGCAGCGAAAUUAUACGACAUGCUGACUGCAAUGGGUGCGGGCCCUCGACCUGGAUUACCAUUUGCGCCCAAGAAUGCCAAAGGGCAACCACUGUCUCCUACUGCAACCUCAAUGUCCUCUCCUCAAUCCAGCUUCCAACGGCCAUUACCACCACUGCAACAGCAAGGACCUCCUCGUACAUCGAAUAACCAACGUCCCAACAAUAAAGAAGAUUACGAAGAUCCUCCACCCCCUUAUCAGGCCUAUGAUUCAUCAAAGCCUCUUCCUCCAUCAUCGUCAUCAAUGAACAAUGGCAGCUCAAGCACUCCUUGUACAUCUCCUCAACAAAAAAACGGUGCCGUUAUGCCACCUCCCAUUAAUGAUAGUAGACGGCCCGUCAUGAACAACGGACAAUCUACUUACAACAACAAGGCAGAAUCAAGUCAGUUUAGUAGACAAAACAUCAAUCAAGCGGCUGUCAACAUUCACAACACAGGCAAUGCCCAAGGUUUAGGGCCUGCAAGCAGCAGCAGUUACAGCAACACAGGCCCUUGGAGCCCUACCCACAACAGCAGUUUUGCCGCUGCGGGGCCCAGUAACGGUUUUGCCGGGCCUUCUUCCUCAUCAACACAACCACCACCUAUGAAUGCCAACGCCAAUACAAUGCCAUUGUCUGGACCACCGCAAUCUUCGACUGAUGUCAAGAAGCCAAUCAUGGAUGAGCCACGAACCAACAGCUUAACUGUCGUUGUAGCCAAGUAUGAUUACACAGGUGAUCAACCUGCUGAUUUAUCCUUCCACGCAGGCGACCAUAUUAUUGUGACAAAGAGAUUGGACGAUAGACAGAGCUGGUGGGAGGGAGAGAUUGGUGAUCGCCGGGGUUUCUUUCCAGCAAACUACACUGAUGAAUUGGAAGAAUAA
Mucor velutinosus is the source of this 1509-nucleotide messenger RNA. It is a transcript of the gene ERG2, whose product is annotated as C-8 sterol isomerase. The transcript is spliced from 6 exons. Gene Ontology annotation, cellular component: ruffle membrane. Gene Ontology annotation, biological process: regulation of ruffle assembly. Gene Ontology annotation, molecular function: protein binding; phosphatidylinositol binding. Lineage: Eukaryota; Fungi; Mucoromycota; Mucoromycetes; Mucorales; Mucoraceae. The record is from RefSeq and is a predicted model, not a curated record. The coding region runs from base 1 to 1509 and encodes 502 amino acids.